UGCUUCGAAUUAUGAAUUUUUUUAUAAUUUUUUAAUUUUUCAAUUUUUUAAUUCUUGCAAAUCAGAUUUUUCUUAAAUCAUUUUGAUUAAAAUUAUUACUUCUAACAGGUGAAAAACUUUCACAAAAGUUCAUAAUUUUGUAUACGAAAGGAGUGUGUGUACGCAAUUUAGAGAUUUUUAGAUAUUUUCGAUAUUUAAAUGGGAGCUAAUUAUUUGUACUUAUUGUAAAAAUAUAGAGAAUAAUUACAUUGUUUUCAUUAUAGCAAUAAUUUAUGUUGAUAUAGUGCAGUGUGCAUAUGAAGUUAUCUAUUAGUUUUUCCAGUGAAGAUUUCAAGUUUUUAUUUGCUUAUUAAAACAAAACAAAAUAAUUGGUAUUUUAUGGGAAAAUGUCAUGUGAAGAGGUUCAAGGGUCAUUAAAAGAGGCUUUAUAUGAUACCCUGGGUGAUAUUUUGUCUAGUGAACAAAAUAUAAGACAUAUAGCAGAGCAACGUCUAGUAGCUUUAGAAGUCACAGAGGAAUUUGGAAUUCAUCUUACUGAAUUUAUUACUGAUUCUAAUGGGCCUGUAGCUAUAAGACAAUUGGCAUCUGUUUUGUUAAAACAAUAUGUUGAAUAUCAUUGGAGCUCUUCAGCUGAGAAAUUUCGACCUCCGGAAUUAAAACUUCAUGUCAAGGAUAAAAUUAAAACUUUGCUACCACUUGGUUUACAUGAAACUAUAAGUAAAGUUAGAACUGCUGUAGCAUAUACAAUAUCACGGAUAGCUCAUUGGGAAUGGCCAGAAAAUUGGCCUGGACUGUUUGAUAUUCUUGUCAAUUGUUUAAGUGGAGAAAAUGAACAUGCAAUUCAAGGAGCAAUGCGAGUCUUGUCUGAAUUCACAAGAGAUUUGACUGAUACAAAUUUACCUAAUGUUGGACCAAUUAUUUUACAAGAAAUGUAUAGAAUUAUACAAAUUAACACGAAAUAUUCUAUUCGAACUCGAGGAAGAGCUGUUGAGAUAUUCACAACUAUUGCGAGCUUAGUUGCUGAAACUGGGGUUUUCAAUAGAGGAGCUAUCGAACAACAUUUAUUACCAAUAAUACCCAUGUUCUGUGAAAACUUUGUUCAGUACUUGAAUCUACCAAGUAGCCCGAACAUUUGUGACAAUGGUCUCAAGACGGAAAUAAUUAAAUCAAUUAAUUGUUUGUCCUUAAAACUUUCCAAGUAUAUGACAUCAUUUUUACCACAAAUCUUGCCAUCCAUAUGGAUAACAUUAACGCAAAGUGCUAAAAUAUAUCAGGAAGAAAUAGUUAAUAUGGAAGAUGCAGUAAAUAUUCAUGAAGUGGAUUCAGAUGGAGAAGUUAUCAAUUUCAACAAUCUCAUUAUCGUUACUUUCGAAUUUAUUAGUAUAUUGGUCGAUCAUGAAAAAUAUGCAAGUUUAAUAAAAAACUUUUUGAGUGAUAUAAUGUACUAUCUUAUUUUAUUCAUGCAAGUAACAGAUGAACAAAUAGAAUUAUGGACUAAUAAUCCACAUUAUUUCAUAGAAGAAGAUGAUCAGUAUAUAACGACAUACAACGUUAGAAUAUCAGCACAAGAACUUCUUACUACACUUUUAUCAUACUCCGAACAAGAUUCAGUGAAUGCUCUUUGUGAUGCAAUUACAAAACAUAUUGAAGUAGCAAAUAAUAUACAAUCUUCAAAUUACAUUAUGAGAAAUGAUGGAAAUAGAUGGAAAAUGUAUGAAGCUUGUAUUGUGACUUUGAGUUCAGCAAAAGAUGCAGUUGCUGAACAACAGCGUGCAGAAAAACUUCAAUUUGAUAUAAUUAGGUUUCUAGAUAGCGUUGUUUUAAGCACAUUGAAUAAUCCUGGAGCUCAUCCUUUACUAUUGGGUAGGUGUUUAUAUAUUGGUGGACGUUAUGCUCAAGAGCUUCCUUAUGAGAUGAAUUUAAAAUUUUUGGAAGCUACUGUCAAUGGGUUGUUGGAAAAUCAACCAAAUUGUAUACGUAUUAGUUCGAUAAAAACAAUAUAUUGGUUUUGCAAAGCUGCUUCUUCGAAAAAUACUACCCUUUUAGAUUUAUUGCGUACUCAGUUAUCAACUAUUUUUCAAGGAUUAUUCACAAUAUCUAAUCAGACCUCUAAAGAAAUUUUAACUCUGAUUUUGGAUACAUUUUCAGUCUUGAUUCCACUGGAUAAAUUAUUUACGGCUUCUGUAGAAAAUAAGCUCUGCUCUCUCACAAUCGCAGCUUUUCUCAAAUUUCAUAGUGAUCCAGAAAUUCUAAAUUUAUGUCAAGAUAUUUUUAAAGAAUUGAGUGAAAAUCCUGGUUGCGUAGGUCCAAUGCAAACUCGUUUAAUUCCUACUUUGAUAAGUAUGAUGAAUAUAACUCCUUCAGAAAAGGCGAAAGACGAAGGAAUUCGCGGUGUAGCAUUAGACGUACUAGAAGUAUUAGUGCAGCAUUCUCCACAUCCAUUAAGUGAUGCUUUGGUCGAAUCUGCUUUUCCAGUUGCUUGUCAGUGCAUCCUAGAUUCGACUGAUAACGACACAUUACAAAAUGGUGGUGAAGUUAUUCGCGCAUAUUUAAAUGCUAGUGCCCAACAAAUUAUAAAUCACCGAGAUAAUGAAGGAAGGACUGGAUUACAGUACAUACUACAAAUUAUAGCACAGUUAUUGAAUCCUCAGUCUAGUGAAUUUACUGCCACAUUUGUUGGAAAACUAGUGACAACUUUAAUACGAAAAGCUGGAAACUCAUUAGGAGAAAAUCUUGACUUGCUUUUAAGGGCUGUUUUAAGUAAAAUGCAACGUACUGAAACUCCAACAGUUAUGCAAAGCCUGUUGAUGAUCUAUGCUCAUCUAGUAAAUUCUGAAUUUGAUGCAGUUUUGAAUUUCCUUUCAACUAUACCUGGCCCAACUGGAGAGAGUGCUUUGGCCUUUGUAUUAGUUGAAUGGGUAAGCAAGCAACAGUUUUUUUAUGGGAGUUAUGAUCGUAAAGUGGCAACUGUAGCACUUUGUAAAAUAUUGGAAUAUGGAGUUACUCACGAUGAUAGUAGAUUGAAUGAAAUAAUUGUUGAGGGUGAUUUGGUUUUCUUAGAAAACCAACCAAGUGGCGUUAAAACUAGAAAAAAAACGCAAUCAUCUCCCAUGCAAUGGACGAAAAUUCCAGUAUUAGUGAAAAUAUUCAAACUUAUUGUAUAUGAGCUGAAUUAUUAUUUGGAAUUGCAUUCUGCAGAUCAAGAAAAUGUGGAAUCUGAUAAUGAAGAAGAUUACGAUGAUAAUUUAGUGAUUGAUCCGGGAACUGAUUUAAAUGCAUUCUUGAUGGAAACAUUCAAUGAUGACAUCGAAGAAGAAAAAGAUCCAGAUAUUAUGCAAGAUUCAAUAUAUCUUUUAAAUCUUGGUCAGUACUUACGCGAUUUUUUGCUGAACUUCUCUUCGCAUCAUGGAUUUCCUUUAUUUGCUCAACAUCUUACUAUAUUAGAAAGGAAAGUUUUGAAUUAUAUAAAUAUAUUUUGAUCAUCUAGCUGUCAAAUUAAUGAUUCUAGAGAUAGAAUCAUGAUAAAAUAACAGAAUUUUAUUAAUGAACUCUUAUUUUUUAAUCGUUGAUUAUUCAUUAUUUACUAAAUAUGUUUCGAUUUCAAUUUCUCGAUGAUCUAUUACGGACUAUAUCCGUUUUCAUAAAGGAAUAAGCCAAGUUAAUCGAGUAUCCAUUGGUUGUGAGCAAAAAAUGAUUUUUAAGUGUAUUACGACAUAAAGUUCCAUUGU
Molecule: messenger RNA, 3728 nt
Organism: Phymastichus coffea
Lineage: Eukaryota; Metazoa; Arthropoda; Insecta; Hymenoptera; Eulophidae
Gene: Ipo9
Product: importin-9
Exons: 12
Coding region: 387-3479 (1030 amino acids)
Biological process (GO): protein import into nucleus
Cellular component (GO): cytosol; nuclear envelope
Molecular function (GO): small GTPase binding
Source: RefSeq, a predicted model, not a curated record